GUUUUAUCACUUUAGCAUCACAAUACCUAAAACAUAUUAAACUCAAAUAUUACAGUACUGAAAUAAAAGUUAACAUUUUUAGGAGGCAGCAGUUCUACGGUUGUCGAGUAAAUCAUCAAAAUCUACAAUUCGUGUAAAACGACAACAAUGCAACUGCUGUCCUUGCCCGGCAACUUCAGCUUCCCAAACUUUGUGUACAUGUCCAUCACCAUGUCAAUGUAUACCAGGGCAGUAUUCUGGACAUCCUGAAUACAAUAGUAUGAACUAUGCCGCACAAAAUUAUAACGCUGGAAGCUACGGUGGGUACAGUGCACAGAUAUACAAUACUAGAGGGUAUAGUGGAUAUGGUGGACAAAAUUAUGAAGUACCUUAUGCUGCAUAUGGCACUCAAAAUUAUAAUGGAGCAAACGGGGAUUACAGUUUUGGAAUGAACCCAAGCUACGGAUAUGGAUGUAGUUCAGGGUCAAGUUGCGGUACUAUUCCAGUGACCUCGUACAGUAAUAAUCAUAAACCUUAUGCUUCUUCAAAUUUCCUCCCUGAUAUUACUGCAUGUUCAUCAACAUUCAAUCAGGAAUGCUACUGUGGAACCGGAUAUUCGCCUUGUAGUGGUGGAAGCUUUUGUUGCAAAAAUAAUUAUUGA
Molecule: messenger RNA, 640 nt
Organism: Thelazia callipaeda (thelaziosis nematode)
Lineage: Eukaryota; Metazoa; Nematoda; Chromadorea; Rhabditida; Thelaziidae
Source: the annotation of a GenBank genome assembly